Molecule: messenger RNA, 1917 nt
Organism: Thalassophryne amazonica
Lineage: Eukaryota; Metazoa; Chordata; Actinopteri; Batrachoidiformes; Batrachoididae
Gene: ugt8
Product: UDP glycosyltransferase 8
Exons: 5
Coding region: 1-1653 (550 amino acids)
Molecular function (GO): UDP-glycosyltransferase activity
Source: RefSeq, a predicted model, not a curated record
AUGCAUCUACCAUUGUCAUUCAUCCUCCUUCUUUGCUUCCUCACCUGGAUUCCAAGUGCAUCAUGGACUGCUAAAAUCAUUGUGGUACCUCCCAUUAUGUUUGAAUCACACCUCUACAUCUUUAAGACACUGGCUACAGCUCUGCACCAGAAGGGACAUGAGACCCAUUUUCUCGUGUCCGAGGGUCGAGAGGUGCCGCCUUCAUCUCACUACCACCUUCAGAGGUACCCAGGAAUCUUCAACAGCAGCACAGCUGAUAAUUUCCUUCAGUCCAAAGUCAGAAAUAUCUUCUCAGGUCGCCUGACGUUUUUGGAGUUGUUUGACAUUCUUGAUCACUACUCUCAGAACUGUGAUGCUGUAGUUGGCAGUGUUGAGGUAAUGACCCGCCUCAAAGAGGCCAACUUUGACUUAUUGCUGGUGGACCCUAAUGAGAUGUGUGGGUUUGUGAUUGCACAUAUCCUGGAUGUGCAAUAUGCAGUGUUUAGUACAGGUUUGUGGUACCCUGCUGAAGCUGGUGCCCCAGCCCCUCUUUCUUAUGUACCUGAAUUUAACUCUUUGCUGACAGACCGAAUGUCUCUGGCUCAGAGGAUCACCAACACGGCUGUCUACCUGGUGCAACGCUUUGGAAUCAAUUAUAUUGCAUUGCCAAAAUAUGACCGGAUUAUGAAGAAACAUGGUGUUACACCUCAAGUGGCUAUGGCCGACUUGGUGCAGGGUAGUCGGCUGUGGAUGUUAUGUACUGACAUGGCUCUGGAGUUCCCCAGGCCCACUCUUCCACAUGUGGUGUAUAUAGGAGGCAUCCUGACCAAACCCCCCAACCCACUACCACAGGAUUUUGAGGCAUGGGUGAAUGACACAGCGGAGCACGGCUUUGUGGUUGUGUCAUUUGGAGCUGGGGUCAAGUACCUUUCACAAGACAUUGCUCAGAAAUUAGCAGGAGCCCUGGCCAGGCUACCUCAACGUGUUGUCUGGAGAUUCUCAGGAGUUCCACCCAGUAACCUUGGCAACAACACGAAACUUGUUGACUGGAUGCCACAGAAUGACCUACUGGGUCACAACUACACAAGAGCCUUCCUGAGCCAUGGUGGGCUGAACAGCAUCUAUGAGGCCAUGUACCAUGGCAUUCCGGUGGUCGGUGUGCCUCUGUUUGGAGACCACUAUGAUACCAUGACUCGUGUGGCAGCCAAAGGUAUGGGGAUCAUGAUACACUGGAAGACCAUGACUGAGGAAGACCUCUACACAGCCCUGACCACUGUGAUUAAAGACACCAGGUAUCGUCAACAAGCACAACUUCUCUCCACUAUUCAUAAAGACCAGCCAGGCCAUCCUGUGACCAGAGCUGUCUACUGGAUCAGCUACAUCCUUCGUCACAAAGGCGCCAUGCACCUGCGCUCUGCCGUAUACGAUGUGUCCAUGUACCAGUACUUUCUGUUGGAUGUGAUUUUCACUGUUGCGGCUAUGUUGGCUCUGUCUGCUUUUGGAAUCUCCUGGAUGGGACGGUUGCUGAGGGCAAAGGUCGGGCACCACAGCAGCCGAGACGGUACCACCAGGGAUGAUGGUGCCAUGGCAAACGGACAUUGUCACAGCAACAGCAUGGGCAAUGGAAAACACAAAGGCAAUGGCUGCUUGAGAAAGGAGAAGAAGUUGAAUUAACCUUUUGAGUGGCCAAGAGAGAAGAAAGAGUCAGGUGGUGUGGUUUUAUAACAGAGAAGAAUAUGUUGAGAGUCAAAUGAGUCUGUGGGAGGAGUUACAUCAUAUUGCCUGGGGACAGAGCAAAGCUUCAGGUGCUCAAAACCUCUGUGUAUGUGUGUGUGCGUGUGUCAAGGUGAAUUUAAUAAAACCUCUAACAGCAGCUGAAGCAAUAAAAUACCAAAAAGGAAUGUCACUGAGGACAGAACCCAGGAAAGAUGCAGUGGA